AUGUUUACUAAGGCAUUUCUAGUCACCGUCCUCUUUGCGGCGAUCAGCGCGCGACCUCAAGAAGGUCACGACCAACACCACGGUCACGGUCACGGUCACGCCAUCUCCUCACAGAGCAUCGUACUGCACCACACUCACGAGACCAAACACCCUGUACACCACGAGGAACAUCACAAAGAACACCACAAAAAGCAUGAACAGACUCGUCAUGGUCACCACCAGGAAAAACACCAUCAUGAAGAGCACCACGGCCACGCCUCCUCCUCACAGAGCAUCAAGCAGCAUCAUAAGAAAGCAACUGAAAAACACGUCGAAUACUAUUCCCACCCUAAGUAUGAGUUCGCGUACAAAGUAGAGGACCCUCACACCGGUGACAAGAAAUACCAACACGAGUCUCGUGAUGGUGACGUCGUGAAGGGCGUGUACAGUCUGCACGAGCCUGACGGUACUGUCAGGAUUGUGGAGUACCACGCUGACAAAAAGACUGGAUUCAACGCCAAAGUGAAGCACGCCAAACACAUCAUCCCUGAACACCACCACCACCACUGA
This is a messenger RNA of Spodoptera litura, 549 nucleotides long. RefSeq lists its product as uncharacterized. The record is from RefSeq and is a predicted model, not a curated record. Lineage: Eukaryota; Metazoa; Arthropoda; Insecta; Lepidoptera; Noctuidae. Gene Ontology annotation, cellular component: extracellular matrix.